Messenger RNA from Botrytis sinoallii, 1083 nucleotides. RefSeq lists its product as uncharacterized. NCBI's taxonomy places the organism in Eukaryota, Fungi, Ascomycota, Leotiomycetes, Helotiales, Sclerotiniaceae. Gene Ontology annotation, biological process: alcohol metabolic process. Gene Ontology annotation, molecular function: alcohol dehydrogenase (NADP+) activity; zinc ion binding. The record is from RefSeq and is a predicted model, not a curated record. The transcript is spliced from 3 exons. The coding region runs from base 1 to 1083 and encodes 360 amino acids.
AUGGGAUACCCAGACACUUUCACCGGAUUCCAAAUUGAAGAUCCUAAGAAAUGGACCGAGUUUCACAAGAAUGAAUAUACACCCAAACCAUUCGGUGACUACGAUGUCGAUAUCAAAAUCCAGGCCUGUGGUGUUUGCGCCAGUGAUUUGCACACUGUUAGUGGAGGGUGGGGUGAACAAAAGUUUCCGCUCUGUGUGGGGCAUGAAAUCGUAGGUGAAGCCCUCCGUGUCGGCCCAAAAGUAACUCUCAUCAAACCCGGUCAACGUGUCGGUGUCGGCGCCCAAUCAUACUCUUGUCUCCAAUGCCGUCAAUGCAAGAAUGAUAAUGAAACAUACUGCCGCCAUCAGCUCGACACCUAUGGAGCCGUCUGGCCAGAAACUGGAAUCGUUUCCCAAGGUGGUUAUGCUAGUCACGUUAGAACUCAUGAACAUUGGGUCUUCCCCAUCCCAGACGGUUUAAAGAGUGAACAGGCAGCUCCUAUGUUGUGUGCUGGCUUGACAGCGUAUAGUCCGUUGGUCAGAAAUGGCUGUGGACCAGGAAAGAAGGUGGGUAUUGUGGGGUUGGGUGGGAUUGGACAUUUUGGAGUUAUGUUUGCUAAGGCUUUGGGAGCCGAGACCUGGGUUAUUUCGAGAACCCAUGCCAAAGAAGCCGAUGCCAAGAAACUCGGCGCCGAUGGCUUCCUCGCCACUGCCGACAAGGAUUGGAACAAAGAGCACAUCAUGACCUUUGACUUGAUCGUCAACACUGCCUCCUCAUCUUCCGGCUUCAAUUUGGCCGAAUAUCUCGAGCUUCUCGACGUUCACGGACACUGGGUAUCUGUCGGAUUACCUGAAGGCGAAGGACAAACCAUUGAUAACUUCCAACUGUUGAAGAACGGUGUACUCCUCGGAGGAAGUCAUUUGGGCAGCAGGAAAGAAGUUCUCGCCAUGUUAGAUUUGGCAGUUGAGAAGGGAAUUAAGAGUUGGGUAGAGACGAUUGAGAUUAAUGAGGAGGGAUUGAAGACAGCGUUGACGAGGUUGCAUAACAAUGAUGUCAGGUAUAGGUUUACAAUGGUUGGGUAUGAGAAGUGCUUUGGUGCUUAG